GACACUAUUACGACUUUUACGGCAGAUGUUUGACAGCCUGGCGCGGAAUUUGUAAACAAAACUGAAGUCACACAAUUAGAGGUAGGAUUUUCUCUUUAUUUUAUUUUUCAUCUCUAAGUCUGGCGAGUUAGUCUUUUAUUUGCCCCGUGUCUUUUGUUGGAGGUGAAAUAAGUCAACAGAUGAACACUUUUUGGUUUCCUGAGCUGAUACUAUGUUUGGCUAGGUACCUCAGCUAACAUGCUAACACAGCGGGUAGGUGAAAGUUGGGCUGCUUCAUGUGAGUGUAGCCAGGCAUGCUAAUAGUGCGCCUCCUCGGGAGAUAUUUGCUACGAUCUGGUAUACAGCGGCCGGGUGUCCCGCAGAGGUGGCUGUGUGCGGUACAAAGCGUACAGUGUGCGGAGGCAGUCAUGAUCCGGAGCCGGACUCAGAUCAAACGGGUCCUGUGUGUAGCUGAGAAGAAUGACGCAGCUAAAGGUAUCGCAGAGAUCAUGUCCAACGGCCGGUCCAGAAGGAGAGAAGGGCUGUCCAAGUUUAACAAAAUUUAUGAGUAUGAGUAUCAUCUCUUCGGUCAGAAUGUGACUGUAACAAUGACCUCAGUGUCAGGUCAUUUACUGGGUCUGGAGUUUAAAGCACCCUUUCAGAAAUGGCACAGCUGCAAUCCUGUGCUGUUAUUUGAUGCUGAGGUAGAGAAGUAUUGUCCAGAUAACAUGACACAAAUCAAGCGGACACUAGAGAAAGAGGUGAGGCAGUGCCAGGCCUUAAUCAUUUGGACUGAUUGUGACAGAGAGGGAGAGAACAUUGGCUUCGAAAUAAUAGAUGUCUGCAAAGCAGUCAAGUCCAAUAUACAAGUCUUUCGUGCCAAAUUCUCUGAGAUUACUCCCAACUCCAUUCAGAGAGCUUGUGAGACUUUAACUGAGCCAGAUGCAAACAUCAGUGAUGCUGUUGAUGUGCGUCAGGAGCUAGACCUGCGGAUUGGUGCAUCCUUCACUCGUUUCCAGACCCUUAGACUUCAGAAGAUCUUCCCAGCGUCUCUGGCGAAUCAGCUGAUCUCGUAUGGCAGCUGUCAGUUUCCCACUCUGGGCUUUGUGGUAGAGCGGUUCAAAGCUAUUCAGGCUUUCAUCCCUGAGACUUUCUACAAAAUCAAAGUGCUCCAUGAGUUUGAGGAGGACACUGUAGAGUUCAGCUGGAAAAGAAACCGUCUCUUUAACCACACAGCUUGUCUAGUGCUCUACCAGAUCUGCAUGGAGGAUCCCAUAGCAACAGUCACUUCAAUAACCAGCAAACCCAAGAGCAAAUGGAGACCACUGCCUUUGGACACUGUGGAACUGGAGAAACUUGCUUCGCGGAAGCUGAGAAUAAAUGCCAAAGAGACCAUGAAAAUUGCUGAGAAACUAUAUACCCAAGGGUUUAUCAGCUACCCCCGUACAGAGACAAACAUUUUCCCUGCUACCCUGGCUCUCGGCCCCCUGGUGGAGCAACAGACAAACAGCCCAGCCUGGGGAACAUUCGCCCAGAGGGUGCUUGACCAGCCUGGGGGUCCCAACCCACGGCAGGGCAAAAACUCUGACCAAGCCCACCCUCCCAUACACCCCACAAAGUACACUGGCACUCUGCAGGGCAAUGAGGCUCGUGUGUAUGAGUUCAUCGUCCGGCACUUCCUGGCGUGUGUGUCCCAGGAUGCUUUGGGGCAGGAGACAGUUGUGGAUAUAGACAUUGCCCAGGAGAAGUUCUCUACCUCUGGACUCAUGAUCAUUGCAAGGAACUACCUGGAUGUUUACCCAUAUGACAGAUGGACUGCCAAGGUGAUUCCAGUAUAUGAGCAAGGCUCCCAGUUUCAGCCGUCCGCUAUCGAGAUGGUGGACGGACAGACAAGCCCGCCACAGUUGCUCACCGAAGCCGACCUCAUAUCGCUGAUGGAGAAACAUGGCAUCGGCACAGAUGCAACCCAUGCAGAUCACAUAGAGACUAUCAAGAGCCGCAUGUAUGUAGGCCUGACUCCAGACCAGAGAUUUCUUCCUGGAGAGCUUGGUAUGGGACUUGUGGAAGGUUAUAACUCCAUGGGCUAUGAGAUGUCCAAACCAACCCUGCGUAGUGAAUUAGAGGCUGAUCUUAAGCUGGUGUCUGAGGGAACAAAGGACAAACGGAGUGUGCUGCAACACCACAUCCAAAAAUAUAAAGCUGUUUUUAUUGAGUCUGUCAGGAAGGCUAAGAAGUUAGAUGAAGCCCUGUCACCAUAUCUGGGUGCAGCUCAGGAGAUCACUGAAGCAGAGCAGCAGGACAUGGAGAUCCCCCUGCCGGUCCGAAAGUGUCCUAACUGUGGGCGGGACAUGGUGCUGAAGAAGAAGAGGGAAGGAAACAGUAAGUACUUGUCCUGUGUGGGAUUCCCAGCCUGUAAGACAGCAGUGUGGUUCCCUGACAUGGUGCUGGAGGUCAGCAGAGAUGACAGCGUUUGUCCCACAUGUCAGCCACGCCCCGUUCACAUGUUGAAGUUUAAGUUCCGCAGGGGCACCCUCCCUCCCAUGAUGCCUUUAGAAUUUGUUGGCUGCAUUGGAGGAUGCGAUGAGACUCUCAGAGAGGUGUUAGAUCUGAAAUACCUAAGACCAGGUGGAGGUGGAGGCCAAGGAGACCCUCGGCCUCCACCUCUCAGACCUCCCAGACCAGAACCGUCGAGAAUUACGAAUCCUCGACCUUCUCUUCCUGCUCCUAUCUCUUCCUGGACCCCCCCACAGCCUCGACCCCCACCAGGUGGUAGUGUUAGAGGUAUGAACACCAGCAGCGAUGCCAUUGUGUGUAAUUGUGGUCAGGAUGCAGUCCUCCUGACUGUGCGCAAAGAUGGUCCUAACCAAGGUCGCCAGUUCUACAAAUGCAACUCUGGUAGCUGUAAUUUCUUUCUAUGGGCGGAUCAACCCGACCAGCAGGGAGAGCCACAAGGUAGAGGACCUCCACCUAGGACCCCCCAGCCAUCCAGACCCUCUCUGGGCUUCAGGAAUAUAGCUGGAGAGGGCAGGGGGCUGGAAGGAAGGACAGGAGGAGGAGGACAUGUAGGACAGACUGUGUGCAACUGCAAUGAGGCGGUGGUAACGCGUACUGUGCAAAAAGAUGGUCCCAACAAAGGGCGCAUGUUCCAUGCAUGUGGGAAACCAAGAGAACAACAAUGUAACUUCUUCCAGUGGGCUGACGAGAAUGUACCUCCACAAGGUGGUUUUGGUGGUGGAUGUAACGGCAAUGGAGACAGACGGAUGAACGGAAAGAAGAAAAUGGGAGACAACACUGUUAACAAACCUCCUGCUGCUAAGAAACCACGGAACUGCGGCAUCUGCCACAUGCCUGGACACACCCGAGUCACCUGUCCACAGCGGUGACCCACACUGUGGAGUCAAUGGACACUGUGAUUCAAGAGUGUAGUGUAGUCAGAGACUUCAAUAAAAUGUAUCUCAGAUUGUAAGUGCCUAUUUACAUCUCUUCUUGAGAAAUCCCAGACAUUUUAUCUGAGCUUUACAUGAAGUAUUGUUAACACUGUUAUAAAACAAUACAUUUUAGACAUUUUGUUUCCAUAUAAAAGCUUUUUCUGUCUCCUCAGAUCUGCUAUGUGCAUGUUUAUUAUGGCUUUGUGGCUCCUGCGAGGAAAGUCAGGGGCCUCUUGGGGUCAUGUUAAAUUUUUGUGACUGUUAGUUUUGUCAGUUUGUAUCCAUAAAGUGUUGUUGCAGCCUUCAUGAAUAAUAGUUCACUGUUGAACUGUUCACGGAAAAGCUCCAACUGUAAGAAUAGACGCAGCGAUGCAGCACUGAUUGAGGAGCCGAACCACUUUUAAAACUUGUAGGUGUUUGUAACCGCGGUAACCUGAAAGUGCUUAAUAGUUAAUGGGAAAUUUUCUCAUUUGGCCUUGGAGCGAAUUAAUCCCUUCUACUGUGUUUUUCUGUGUUCACAAGCUUCACAGCGUGACUGAGAGCAGCUGGAAGACAGCGACUGUGAAGCAGGAACAGUGCUCUCCAAGAAGGAAUAAAUGUAUAUUUUAAAACAUUUCUGUUCAUGAUUAAUGACGUAGUUAAUGUGUUAUAUGUGAAAUUUUAUCACUUUCACAUCACUAACAAUCAGCAGCCAGUUCUUGAUUUGCCAGACUGUUAAUUGCUGUUGAAAGAACAGCAAAGCAUGUUCACACAUUGCAAAUAUAAUUACAGAAAAAGAGCUGUCAGUACCAAAGAUUUCUAUUUUAAUAUUGAUUAAUGCUAAUAAACUCUAGUGUAUUAUC
This is a messenger RNA of Sphaeramia orbicularis (orbiculate cardinalfish), 4249 nucleotides long. It is a transcript of the gene top3a, whose product is annotated as DNA topoisomerase III alpha. Gene Ontology annotation, molecular function: DNA binding; zinc ion binding; DNA topoisomerase type I (single strand cut, ATP-independent) activity. Gene Ontology annotation, biological process: DNA topological change; DNA recombination; DNA repair. The record is from RefSeq and is a predicted model, not a curated record. Gene Ontology annotation, cellular component: RecQ family helicase-topoisomerase III complex; chromosome; nucleus. The coding region runs from base 294 to 3362 and encodes 1022 amino acids. NCBI's taxonomy places the organism in Eukaryota, Metazoa, Chordata, Actinopteri, Kurtiformes, Apogonidae. The transcript has 19 exons.